Messenger RNA from Drosophila miranda, 1502 nucleotides. RefSeq lists its product as uncharacterized. Lineage: Eukaryota; Metazoa; Arthropoda; Insecta; Diptera; Drosophilidae. The transcript has 3 exons. The coding region runs from base 287 to 673 and encodes 128 amino acids. The record is from RefSeq and is a predicted model, not a curated record.
AUGAUCAUGAUCGUCACGUCGGUGUGUGGGGCCGAUGCAAUUAUUAAAUCUAGUCAAUAAUCAUAGCCAAUACCGAUGCUAAGAGUCACAACAGACUCGACAGAUCUCGCUAUAUCUAUCCUCUAACGGAGGAGAGUAAAUGGUGCGGAGGAAAACUCUCAAUUUGCAAUGCUAUCGACCGGUUAAACCUGUUCCGUAGUGCUCUAUAGAUUGCCGCAAAUAAAUAAAUAUCGUAUACGAGACGGAAAUUUCAUUCAUUCAGUGCUUUUUAGCAUCGGGAACUAGAAUGAUCAGAACCACUGCAUGUCUGUGCGUGUCAUUGUUAUUGAUCUGUCUGUCUAUCGAAAGGAAUGAUGGCGCCACAAAAGUGCUCUACGAAUUUCACAUUCGUGAGAGCACAGGCAAUCGGGAGGAAAAGGGCGAGCUCAAAGGUAACUCAACUUCCGGUGAAAAUGAAUCCCGAGCGGAACCCGAACUGAUCAUCACAGGUAAACGCACUUCCUCUCUGAUUCUGCCCGGCUGUGAUCCCACCACUGGGGACUAUGUCUACAAGGAGGAUGCCACCUAUGUGGCGGAUAACAGCGGCUACCAUGUCAAGUACAAUUUCAGCAUAGAACCCCUCGAGCUGGGCACACGUCUCAAUGCGAAAACACUCAAAGUAUCCGUCGGUUAGCCCUAGGAUUAGCAUUAGAAGAACCUGAACUAAAUAUUUAUUAUAAAUCGCCCACGCAGACAGAGCCCACAAAUGCACAGAGAAACUGGGAAAGGAAUGUUUCCAACAUUCUUCUCUACGGUACGAUGAAAUCUAUUGCAUGUCGCGUGUUCGAUUAUGUAGUUUUUUAUAUUUUAAGAGCUUCAACAUUGCGAUUUUUAAAGUACAAAUAAUUUUAGCCGAUAAAUUAAUCAAUUUUCUGAAGGAUUAAUACAUUUUUAUAUACAAAUUUUGUAUGCCUUAUUUUGCACAAGUUUUUACAAGUAUUUUCUUCAAUUAUUGCAAUGUUUUUGUCACACAUUUCACGAAUAUUUGAACAGAAAUUUGCACUGGCUCAAGCGACACCAAGUCGAAGCCGGUUACCCGCUGUUCUCAGGCACAAAUCCAAGCCGCCCAACAGACCGUAGGGCGCUGCCGCAUGACGCGCCAUAUGCAGGAAAGAUAAAUGUUAGACUAAUAUUUGAGAGAAAUUACCAUAAACUAUACUAAAGGCUACAAUAAAUUAGGAAAAUUGUAUCCCAUUCAGCUUUCUUUUUCUCUGCAACUUCUGCAGACCUCUUUUUUGUGUUAACAAGUGCUUUCCAAGCUUUUGUAAACAGCUGUUUAGCCAUUGGCAGCGUUGCCACUAGAUUUCUGUGCAAAGUGAAGUUGGCUGCGCCUCACUUUUCUGUGCAAAAUGGCAGCCUCUUGAGGAAAUAAUUUUGAAAAAAGGACCAUCGUAAAGCCAAUGUUUGUCUUACAAGUAAAAAUCGUAUAUAAUCUAUGGAAACAUAGUCCUGGCUCUGCCCCA